This is a messenger RNA of Sporisorium graminicola, 1227 nucleotides long. RefSeq lists its product as uncharacterized. NCBI's taxonomy places the organism in Eukaryota, Fungi, Basidiomycota, Ustilaginomycetes, Ustilaginales, Ustilaginaceae. Bases 1 to 1227 code for a protein of 408 amino acids. The record is from RefSeq and is a predicted model, not a curated record. Gene Ontology annotation, molecular function: acetyl-CoA C-acetyltransferase activity. The transcript is spliced from 3 exons. Gene Ontology annotation, biological process: fatty acid beta-oxidation.
AUGCCAGCUUUCUAUCCUAACGCCGUCGCACGACUCACCCAGACAGCUAGAAUCAUGUCGCAGAUCAACGAGGUCUUCAUCGUCUCCGCCGCACGAACGCCCAUCGGCUCGUUCAACGGUGUGCUCAAGAAGGCCACCGCUCCGGAGCUCGGCGUGGUGGCCGUCAAGGCCGCCAUCGAACGCGCCGGGCUCAAGCCGGACCAGAUCGAGGAGGUCUACAUGGGCAACGUGCUCCAGGGCAACGUCGGCCAGGCGCCCGCUCGUCAGGUUGCUCUCAAGGCUGGCUGCCCCGACACCACCGAGGCUACCACCAUCAACAAGGUCUGCGCUUCUGGCAUGAAGGCCAUCUCGCUUGCGGCUCAGAACAUUGCGCUGGGUCAGCGCGGUAUCAUGAUCGCUGGUGGCAUGGAGUCCAUGUCCAACGCUCCCUACUACCUCCCUCGCGGUAACUCGUACGGACACGUGCAGGCCACGGACGCCAUCGUCAAGGACGGCCUGUUCGACGUGUACAACCAGGUUGCCAUGGGCAACUGUGCCGAAAACACGGCCAAGAAGCUCUCGAUCACCCGAGAGCAGCAGGACGCGUUCGCGGUGGAGUCGUACCGACGCUCUGCGGAAGCGUGGAAGGCCAAUGCAUUCGCGGCCGAGAUCGCUCCCGUCACGAUCAGCGACAAGAAGGGCGAUGUGGUCAUCAGCGAGGACGAGGAGUACAAGAACGUCAAGCUGGAGAAGAUCCCCACGCUGCGACCUGUGUUUGACAAGAACGGCACGAUCACGGCGGCGAAUGCAUCGACGCUGAACGACGGUGCGAGUGCGGUGGUGCUGGCAUCCGCGGCCGAGGUGGAGAAGCUGGGCGCCAAGCCGCUGGCCAAGAUUGUGGCGUUUGCGGAUGCGGCGUGUGCGCCUAUCGACUUCCCCAUCGCUCCCGCAUAUGCGAUCCCCAAGGCGCUCGAGCGCGCCGGCCUGACCAAGGACGACAUCGCGCUGUUCGAGAUCAACGAGGCCUUCUCCGCCGUCGCCCUCGCCAACAACCAGAUGCUCGGCCUCGAUGCCAGCAAGGUCAACGUGCUGGGUGGCGGUGUGUCGCUCGGCCACCCGAUUGGCUCGUCCGGCGCCAGGAUCGUCGUCACGCUCGCCCACGCCCUCAAGCCCGGCCAGUACGGUUGCGCCGGUGUCUGCAACGGCGGCGGCGGCGCUUCGGCCAUCAUCAUCAAGCGCGAGAACUAA